AUGAAAAAACCAAAAGCAGCUGAAACUUCUCCUUCUCCUUCUUCUGCUGCUUCUCCAUCACCAACAACUCAAAGUUCACACCUUCCUCCUCCUUCACCACCACCAACAACGAGUGGUGCUGCUAUUCCUUCUUCAACGAAAAAGAGGCCUCUCGAAUCUGAUUCUUUUUCCAACUACUACAAGAUUCGCGCACUUAUUCCAGACCUUCGCCCCCAUUUCAUCCAGGUUCUACGAACUCCCGACUACAAAAGUAGCAAAGAAUCCCGAGAAAUUCGAGAACAAUUGAAGAUUGUUGUGAAGUUAUAUGACGAUAUGAAAGCAGAAGCAGUUUCGUUGGCAAAGUAUAAGCAAGAUGGCCAAAACUUGGAUCACAAAACACAGCAAGAGCAGCAGCCUCAACAUAUGAAGUCUCCAGAGCAGAUUCAAGUUGAGAUUAUGGCAUUGGCUGAAGAAGGUCAAGGGACAUAUGUAGUUGGUGGAUCGGCAUUUGGCUGGAAUUUCAUCACCUUUUCAGGGGAGGAAGCUGUCUAUUAUGGUAGGACAAAGGAACAAUUUCGAUCGACACAAGUGAGGACUCAGCCAGGGCUUAACAGAAUAGUUUCAUUCAUCGAUAGAGGGUGCUAAAAUCCUCAUCCACAAGUAUAGAAGAGGUUUACAUAGAACAUUUAUAUCAUUUAGUUUUCUAAUACUUUGUUGCAAUUGACAUCUAAAAUUUUCAAGGGGGCAUGGCACAUGCUGUAACAUUGUUUUUUCCCGAGUUGGAUUAAUCUCUGUAGAAUUAUUGUUUUUCCGGUUAAAAAAAAUAAGGAAAGAAAAAUUUUUUUAUUAAUGGUUGAAUGAUUGAAAUUAUA
Molecule: messenger RNA, 851 nt
Organism: Arachis duranensis
Lineage: Eukaryota; Viridiplantae; Streptophyta; Magnoliopsida; Fabales; Fabaceae
Exons: 1
Coding region: 1-624 (207 amino acids)
Source: RefSeq, a predicted model, not a curated record